Molecule: messenger RNA, 372 nt
Organism: Vicia faba (fava bean)
Lineage: Eukaryota; Viridiplantae; Streptophyta; Magnoliopsida; Fabales; Fabaceae
Source: the annotation of a GenBank genome assembly
AUGGGGGUAUUCCUUCUUCCCAACAUCAAGUUGCAAUCUUUCUUCAAGGCUUUAGAAUUAGGGUUUUCGUCUGUUAAUAUUCAACUGAGGAUCAUUGGAUUUGCAAGUCAAGGCUAUUUUCCGUAUUCCCAUAUUCAUUCUCCAGAUUUCCUCAAGGAUUUGUUGAUUGUUAAGACCAUGUUGAACCAUAAUACAAGGCCUAGGUUCGGGAAGCAACUUCCGAUAGGUUUGAUGUUGGGAUCUUCGAGUGUCAUCAAGCGUCAAAGGUUUACGAAUCCAUGGUUAAUUCGAAUGAGAGUUGAGUUUGCGAGCGAUGAUGGAAUAGAAGAAGGAGAAAUGACGGUAGGGCCACCGUUUGUGAAACUGAUGUGA